UGUCCCUGUGGUAUUGCUUCCACUGAUGGGGUCUUUUCGGAAUGAUGGUUUGAAAGCUUCUGAUGUCCUUCCCAUCCUAAAGGAAAAAGUGGCCUUCGUGUCUGGGGGCCGUGAUAAGCGAGGCGGACCCAUCCUGACUUUUCCAGCUCGGAGCAAUCAUGACAGAAUAAGACAGGAAGACCUGCGGAAACUCGUGACCUAUUUGGCCAGUGUGCCAAGUGAGGACGUGUGCAAACGUGGCUUCACCGUCAUCAUCGACAUGCGGGGCUCCAAGUGGGACCUCAUCAAGCCCCUCCUCAAGACGCUGCAGGAAGCCUUUCCAGCCGAGAUCCAUGUGGCCCUCAUCAUCAAACCCGACAACUUCUGGCAGAAGCAGAAGACCAACUUCGGCAGCUCCAAAUUCAUCUUCGAGACAAGCAUGGUGUCCGUGGAGGGCCUCACGAAGCUGGUGGACCCCUCCCAGCUGACCGAGGAGUUCGAUGGCUCCCUGGACUACAACCACGAGGAGUGGAUCGAGCUGCGGCUCUCCCUGGAGGAGUUCUUCAACAGUGCUGUGCACCUGCUGUCCCGCCUCGAGGACCUGCAGGAGAUGCUGGCCCGGAAGGAGUUCCCGGUGGACGUGGAAGGCUCCCGGCGGCUCAUCGACGAGCACACACAGCUCAAGAAGAAGGUGCUGAAGGCCCCCGUGGAGGAGCUGGACCGGGAGGGGCAGCGGCUGCUGCAGUGUAUCCGCUGCAGCGACGGGUUCUCGGGGCGCAACUGCAUCCCGGGCAGCGCCGACUUCCAGAGCCUGGUGCCCAAGAUCACCAGCCUCCUGGACAAGCUGCACUCCACCCGGCAGCACCUGCACCAGAUGUGGCACGUGCGCAAGCUCAAGCUGGACCAGUGCUUCCAGCUGCGGCUUUUCGAGCAGGAUGCCGAGAAGAAUGCCUAUGUCAACAUCAACCGCAUCAUGUCCGUGGCUUCCCGCCUCUCCGAGGCCGGUCAUUAUGCCUCGCAGCAAAUCAAGCAGAUUUCCACACAGCUGGACCAGGAGUGGAAGAGCUUCGCGGCUGCCCUGGAUGAACGCAGCACCAUCCUGGCCAUGUCUGCGGUGUUCCACCAGAAGGCUGAGCAGGUGAAGCCAAGGGAGCUGCUGUGGUGGCUGUUGGUCAGAAGGGUGGGAGUACAUACGCUGUCUGUGUAG
Molecule: messenger RNA, 1186 nt
Organism: Leptonychotes weddellii (Weddell seal)
Lineage: Eukaryota; Metazoa; Chordata; Mammalia; Carnivora; Phocidae
Source: RefSeq, a predicted model, not a curated record